GGCUUUCCAGGAUGCAGCUGCUCUCUCAACUGUGUUCUAGACUCAUUCAACAUGAAAAAGAAGAGCAAAAAACAAAGGAAAAGGGAUGAUAUCAAGCUCACAGUCAAGGGUCUACAUGGUUGACCACCCCUCCAAACACGCUCUCUGAACAUUCAUAUAAAGUUCAAUCCUUUUCUUUUCUUUCAUUUUACUCCACAAAAUCAAAUCUUGCUGUACAAUUAGGUUUUAUAUUAAAUUGUUUUUCUACCUUCUUCUUCUUCUUGCGUUUUAAAUUCAUGGCAAACAACAAUACCGCUACCAAAGUUCGGUUUGUGAGAUGCCCAAAGUGCCUUAAACUUCUUGCUGAGUUUUCUCAUAUUCCUGUUUAUAGAUGUGGUUCUUGUGGCAUGGUUCUCAAAGCAAAGAACAUCAGUCCUUUAGGGCAAAAUCAAAGUCAAAAUCAAAACUUGGUAGAGGAAUCAAUUGAUAACUCUGUGGAAUUGAAUGAUAGUGAAAAUAGGGAGUCAUUGGAGAUUGAAAGAAUUGGUGUUAAUGGAGGAAUUAAAGGUGAAGAAUUGAUUGAAGAUCCAAGAGUUACCAUUGGUUCAUCAGAAGAGGAUUGCAAUGUUGGCAGUGGUUCUUUCUCUAGUGAUAAUCCAAGUAAUGGUGUUCCUAACAAGUAUAGGCUUAUGUCCAAGAGAACCUUCAGAAACGGUUCAAAGAGAGAUACAGGAUCGAUUUCAAAUCUUAGUAUUUCUAGAAUGAAUAAUCCUUCAUUUGAUUCCGAAGAUUUUCAUUCUGUGCAAAACUUGACAGAAGUGAAUGUUGAUAGACAACCAUCAGUGAAAUGCCAGAAGAUUGGCACUUCAACUGAAUUCAAUAGUCUUGAGUUUGAUCAUGUAGAGUUAAUGAAGAAGGUGGAUGAAAUCAGAGAUAAAGUUGAUAUUUUGAUUGAUAAAGCAGUGAAUAAAGAGCGAAAAUGGAACGACAAAAGUGAUAGAAAGUCCAAGUCUUUGCAACAAGUAGUACAACAUGUUCAUUGCAUCAAUUGCCCGCCUAGAGAAAUUAAGCAUUUCUGUUCGCAUCACCGCAAUGCGUGUUGCCACCAUUCCAAAGAACAGAAUUCACGGCAGCAUAAAACAGAGAGAAAAGAAGAAGACGAUGAGCAUAAGAAACUGAACUUGAAGCUGAAAAAGCCGGCUAAUUCGAAAGUAUAUUGCCUGCCAGUUGAAAAAGGAGCACCAUUUGUUGUCUGUUCCGAAUGCAUGAAUGUGCUACAUUUGCCACCUGAUUUCCUUGUAUCGAAGAAACGAUGGCAUAAAUUGCAGUGUGGUGCUUGUUCUAAAAUUCUUGUGUUCACAUUUCGUGCGAGAGCUCGUGAAGGCUCUUCAUCUGCUGCUGAAGCACAACAUCCACCAACAGAGGCCUCGGCAUCAAAUUCAAAUAUAUCAUAUACAGAAGAGCAUCAGGAAUUUUUUUUAGACAAAAGUUAUUCUUUGGAGACCCAGCAGUUUUUAUGUAUGCCAAGGAAUUCUUUGGAGAUAAAUAUAGAGAGAAGAUAUUCAUCACUUCAUCAACUCAUGGGAUACGAUUCGGCCAGUGAAUUAUUACGUGUGCGCAGCUAUUCAAGCGACGAUUAGUUGUUAGAGCAUUUCGGCAGAUAAGAUUUGUUCGAAUAUUCAUUGUUUAGACCUGUGUAUGAAUUUAUAUAUAUGUUCAUUUGUAUAUAUUAAUCUCAUAUCAUUAGAAUUGUUCAUGAAUAGAACUUGAGUUACUGAGAUUGUAUUA
Molecule: messenger RNA, 1767 nt
Organism: Dioscorea cayenensis subsp. rotundata (Guinea yam)
Lineage: Eukaryota; Viridiplantae; Streptophyta; Magnoliopsida; Dioscoreales; Dioscoreaceae
Product: protein ENHANCED DISEASE RESISTANCE 4-like
Exons: 2
Coding region: 276-1619 (447 amino acids)
Biological process (GO): regulation of defense response to fungus
Source: RefSeq, a predicted model, not a curated record